Messenger RNA from Melospiza georgiana, 5023 nucleotides. It is a transcript of the gene CDH8, whose product is annotated as cadherin 8. Gene Ontology annotation, cellular component: synaptic cleft; plasma membrane; axon terminus. NCBI's taxonomy places the organism in Eukaryota, Metazoa, Chordata, Aves, Passeriformes, Passerellidae. Bases 694 to 3093 code for a protein of 799 amino acids. Gene Ontology annotation, biological process: synaptic transmission, glutamatergic; multicellular organism development; homophilic cell-cell adhesion. The transcript has 12 exons. The record is from RefSeq and is a predicted model, not a curated record. Gene Ontology annotation, molecular function: calcium ion binding; cadherin binding.
AAAGUUGUGUGCCUGCCGGGGGGAAGGCGGGCAGCGGAGGGAGGGGGAAAACCACCACCCCAAAGUGCUUACACGAAUUUCCCAGCGCUAGACCUGCCUCCGAGAUCAGCCCAAUAAGAGCUGUCAGGGGAGGCUCCCGGCUCACUUUUCCACAUCGCUUCACAGUUACGUUUGGCAGGCAGGCGGGCACGGCAGCGCGCUCAGCCCCGGAAUUAGCGGAUUUAUUUGGAAUAUCCCUGCUCUCCUGGAGACGUGCGGCUGCCGCCGGCUCGUGCGAAGGGAGAAAUUAAUAACUGCACUCCGGCAUGCAGGCACAGAGACCCGGGAAGCCCGGCAAGCAGCGGCUCCGCCAGCAUCGGCAGCCUCGGAAAGCAUGAGAAGAAAAUCUGGAGCACCCUGCCUGCUCCCGGGGACCGGCUGAUGGCUUUUUACCUCACCCUUUCCAUCCGUGCGUGAAGUGGCUGUGGGCGAGCGGCUCCUCUGCUCCUUGAAAGAGAAUCUUUAAUGACUGGAAAACUCAAUGGAUCAUGUUUUUCUCAUCUAAGCUAUUUUUACAUUGACUGUGCUGUAAACACAUGGAGGAGCUGUAAGUAAAUGUUCUGUACUGCGUGAUGAAUUGGAUUGCUACAGUCUGGAGGAAAGCAAAAUAAUAAUAAUUUCAUUUUUGUGGUGAUUUGCGUAGCGUGUGGUACAAUGCCAGAAAGACUAACGGAAAUGCUCAUGGAUACAUGGACUCCAUUAAUAAUAUUAUGGAUUACUGUCCUUCCUUCCAUUUAUAUGGCUCCAAUGAAUCAAUCUCAAGUACUACCAAGUGGAUCCAGUACAGGACUAAAAAGGCUAAAUGAAGAACAAAGAGUUUUGCACCGUUCCAAGAGAGGCUGGGUUUGGAAUCAAAUGUUUGUAUUGGAAGAAUUUUCUGGACCUGAACCAAUCCUAGUUGGCCGGCUACACACAGACCUGGACCCUGGCAGCAGCAAAAUCAAAUAUAUCCUGUCAGGAGAUGGAGCUGGAACCAUCUUUGUGAUCAAUGACAAGACUGGCGACAUCCAUGCCAUGAAGAGGCUGGACAGGGAGGAGAAGGCUGAGUACACCCUGACAGCCCAGGCCGUGGACAGGGACACAAACCAGCCCCUGGAGCCCCCCUCAGAAUUCAUCAUCAAGGUCCAGGACAUCAAUGACAACGCUCCUGAGUUUGUGGAGGGCCCCUACCACGCCACGGUGCCAGAAAUGUCUGUAGUGGGCACCUUUGUUACUAAAGUAACAGCUACAGAUGCAGAUGAUCCAGUGUAUGGAAACAGUGCCAAGCUGGUUUAUAGCAUUCUGGAAGGACAGCCUUACUUUUCUAUUGAGCCCCAUACAGCUAUAAUUAAAACAGCUCUUCCCAACAUGGACAGAGAAGCCAAAGAAGAAUAUUUUGUGGUCAUCCAAGCAAAGGACAUGGGAGGACAUAUGGGUGGACUCUCUGGAACUACAACAGUGACCAUUACCCUCAGUGAUGUGAAUGACAAUCCUCCUAAGUUUGCACAGAGUCUCUAUCACUUCUCAGUCAUGGAAGAUGUUGCUCUUGGUGAACCAAUAGGAAGGGUGAGAGCAAAUGACCUGGAUAUUGGAGAAAAUGCCAAAUCAUCGUAUGAUAUUAUUGAAGGAGAUGGAGUGGAUGUGUUUGAGAUCACUACGGAUGCCCAAACUCAGGAUGGCAUUAUCAGAGUGAGGAAGCCACUGGACUUUGAGAGCAAGAAGUCCUACACGCUGAAGGUGGAGGCAGCCAACAUCCACAUUGACCCUCGCUUCCUCAGCGGGGGCCCCUUCAAGGACACGGCCACCGUCAAGAUCGUGGUGGAGGACGCUGACGAGCCCCCGGUCUUCUCCUCGCCCACCUACCUGCUGGAAGUACAUGAAAAUGCUGCUCUCAACUCUGUGCUGGGGCAGGUGACGGCCCAUGAUCCCGACGUGUCUUCCAGCCCUAUAAGGUUUUCCAUUGAUCGCCACACUGACCUUGAGAGACAGUUCAACAUCAAUGCAGAGGAUGGGAAAAUAACCCUGGCAACACCCCUGGACAGAGAAACCAGCACAUGGCACAACAUCACUAUUGUAGCCACUGAAACCAGGAACCACAGCCAGGUGUCCCGGGUGCCUGUUGCUAUCAAAGUUCUGGAUGUGAACGACAAUGCCCCUGAGUUUGCAUCAGAGCACGAGGCCUUCCUGUGUGAGAAUGGCAAGCCUGGACAGGUAAUUCAGAUUGUCAGUGCUGUUGACAAGGAUGAUCCUAAAAAUGGGCAUUAUUUCCUGUACAGCCUUCUUCCUGAAAUGGUCAACAACCCAAAUUUCACCAUCAAGAAAAAUGAAGAUAACACCCUAAGCAUCCUGGCCAAGCACAGCGGCUUCAGCCGGCAGAAGCAGGAGGUGUACCUGCUGCCCAUCAUCAUCAGCGACAGCGGCACGCCGCCCAUGAGCAGCACGGGCACACUAACCAUCCGCGUGUGCGGCUGCAGCAGCGACGGCACCGUGCAGUCCUGCAACGCCGAGGCCUACGUGCUGCCCAUCGGGCUCAGCAUGGGCGCCCUCAUCGCCAUCCUGGCCUGCAUCAUCCUGCUGCUCGUCAUUGUGGUGCUGUUUGUGACACUAAGAAGACACAAGAAUGAGCCUCUGAUCAUCAAAGAUGAUGAAGAUGUGAGGGAAAAUAUCAUUCGCUACGAUGACGAAGGAGGUGGAGAGGAAGACACAGAAGCCUUUGACAUUGCAACUUUGCAAAAUCCAGAUGGAAUUAAUGGAUUUUUGCCUCGUAAGGAUAUUAAGCCUGAUCUUCAAUUUAUGCCCAGGCAGGGUCUUGCACCUGUUCCUAAUGGUGUCGAUGUUGAUGAAUUUAUUAAUGUAAGGCUUCAUGAAGCUGAUAAUGAUCCCACAGCUCCGCCAUAUGACUCUAUCCAGAUUUAUGGCUAUGAAGGAAAAGGGUCAGCAGCUGGUUCCCUUAGCUCCUUGGAGUCCUCCACAUCAGACUCAGACCAGAAUUUUGACUACCUCAGUGAAUGGGGUCCUCGCUUUAAAAGACUCGGAGAACUUUACUCAGUCGGAGAAAGUGACAAAGAAACUUGACAGUGGAUUACAAACUUUUUCCCUGUUGACUUAAUGAUCAUGUAAUAUUCUAGGGCCACUGCUGUUAGUUAAAACUAAUGUGGCUUUUUGUUUUAGAGGCAAGUUUAGCGCCAGUCAUCUAUAAAAUCAACUACAUUGUAAUGUUGAACCAAAAAAAAAAAAGUAUAUGUUAGGAGGUUAAGUCUUGUGGAGUGUGAAGUAAAGUAUGUGGAGUGUCUAGAAGUCUUUGGAUAUUUGAUAUUCACUUGACCACUCUGAAGAUGGAGAUUUGGAUCUUUGAUUAUCUUCAGUGAAUUGAAAAGAACAAAAAAAGAAAUUGGUGCUCUCUUAGGAAAUGGACUUGCAGGGAUUUGCUGUUGAACAGUAGCUCCUGCCCAGUAUGUGUAAAGCUAAAGGUUUGUUUCUGCAUUGCCAACAAAGAUCCCGCCACAGAAAUGUUCAAAGCAAUAUCUUGGUCUUCUUAGCAAUGCUGAGCAGAAAUAGCAUUGCCAAUUCCUACUGGCUCCUACUGUGCAGUGACCAUCCAUUGUACAUACAGUAAUUGUUGGCCACGCCACCACAGACUGAAUAUCAUCUUUAAAUAUUGUGUCAAGCCUUAAAAUAUUCACAUGUUCUUAAUCCAUUCCAGUGAUGGGUAAUAAAUACUACUAAUGUGUAGAGCUUCAGAGGCAGGGCUGCAAAACCUUGCUUCACAAAAGGAUCUUUUUUUCUAGAAGAAGGAUCAACCCUGUGCUUCGUCUUCUGAAAGAAAAAACUGUGAAAUGGGAUGGACUUACAUAAAUGAAAGAAUUGCUGAUUUUAUUGCUAAAGAUCGAAUUUAUUUGUUUAAUCUUUGAAAUAAAUAUUUUAUUGAUGUCCAUUACUGCUUUUAUUUAUUAAGACUGAUAAUCUAUAGAGUAAGAUUAUGAAGAAAACUAAAUUAUAUCAGUUAGAAUUUUUUUUUCUAUAUAUAAUGAAUGUUUCAUACAUGUACAUUUUGAAAAGAAAAAUGACAAAUUGUUGCAGGUUAAAGCAGUUCCCUGUCCAUUUGCAGUAGCUGAAUUUUAAGAGAAUGCUGGCAGGAAUUAAACAUUGCCAGAGAAAACUUUUGACAGUUUUAUAUCUUCAUAAAUCUAGUACCUGGUGUUUUUAAUACAAGCACAAACAGCUGGAAGUAAACUGGUUCAUGUGAAUAUUUAAACUAUAGACUUUUAGAAAUCCACACAUAACACAGUACAGUAAAAAAAACAUGCUUAUAGUUCUCCACUGUAUUAGAGCAGGAACCAGUGUGUACAUAAUUUUACUGCUUCUGUUAUUAGCAUUUUUUUCUAUUAUAUUCAUAGUGAUGCACCAGGGCUCUUGCACACAGAGAAAGAACACUAGAAGCUGCAAGCAUACUCAAUUUGUAAUGCAAACUUGCCAUUUAGAAGUAGCAAUUGUAUAAGAAAACUACGUAUUACAUGCAAAUCAUUUUAAUUUUCUACUUUGUUUUGAAGCUAUAUUAUUGUUUGUUUAUUUACUCCAUGUAUUGUAUUCAGAGAAACUCCUGUAUUGUUUCCUACUUUGUGAAAUAUAUUUUUAUAAAUACUUUUCUUGUUAUUGCUUUUCUUUCAGGUUUACCUGGGCACUGCAGAAAUGAAUCUGCUGGAAUAACUUCAUAGUUUUUUGAGGAAUGUAGUUUCUUCAAAAUCAUUUAUUUAUUAGUUGAAUACAGACAAAAUAAAAACCAAAAAAAGAAAAAAAGGAGAAUAUUUGAAACAAUUUUUGACAGUGAUUGCAGAAUUUUGACAGUGAUGAGAGCACAGGAGUUAUGAGUGUCUGAUUCACUGCACCAUGCAGAAAAAUAACCUGAAAUGAUUUUUGUUUAAACAUUGCUGAUUAAAACAACCCACUGACUUAAAGUUCCUCAAUAGCACUUAUUCUACAAAAAGUUCUUAACACAUCACCCCCA